Molecule: messenger RNA, 7609 nt
Organism: Acanthoscelides obtectus
Lineage: Eukaryota; Metazoa; Arthropoda; Insecta; Coleoptera; Chrysomelidae
Source: the annotation of a GenBank genome assembly
CGUUGUUGUCUGUCACUGUUGUUCGUUGCUGUUGCUGCAGUUGGAUCACCAACGUCCUUCUAAAAAAAUUAUCGAACUUUACCGUUAUCCUUAUUACUGUUUAGAAUAGGUUCUUUUUGGUAUAUCUGUAGUAACAAAUCCUGCAUAUAAUUUCGCUGAGAUUAGAGGAUUCAGAAAGCCGUAUAUGGCCAUUUGUGUGUGCGGAGACAAGCAUGUCAAGGAAAUGCUCGAGAUCAGUGAAUUCUAUUUUUUAAUCGUUUGAAUUUCUAUUUAUAAUUGCCAGUGCUAUUUUUAACGCAAGUUGUCGUCGAACGAAGAACUACAAUGAAUGUUUUUUCCAGACGAAAGUUGAUUACAGCUACUAGAAACAGGAACAUUUUUUUCUUGUUACCAUUAUGGCUUCAAUUACUAAGAGAUCAUGGAAAUUCCAGGACUUCAUGGCACACAUGCCAAUGUGAAUUGGCUUGGCUCUGGGGCACAAAUCAGGAAGGGUGAUGGUAACAGGAGGCGACGACAAAAAGGUGAAUCUUUGGGCAAUUGGAAAACAAAAGCUGUUUUAUGAGUCUUAGUGGACAUACCACACCUGUGGAUUGUGUGCAAUUCAACCAGCUGGAAGAACUUGUUGUGCCGGAUCAAGAGCUGGAGCUUUGAAGGUGUGGGAUCUAGAAGCAGCUAAACUGGUACGCACCCUUAACGGCCACAAAUACGCCAUAAAAUGCAUAGAUUUCAACCCUUACGGGGACUCCUUAGUCUCAGGCAGUGCCGACGCCUCCGUAAAAGUAUGGGACACUCGCAAAAAAGGCGCCAUAUACACCUACAAUGGUCACAAAGGCACAGUGAACAGUGUCAAAUUUAGCCCAGAUGGCCAGUGGAUUGCCACGGGAGGCGAAGACUCCAUAGUGAAAAUCUGGGAUGUACGAGUGGGUAGAGUACUGAAAGAUUUCCAAGACCAUGGGAAUCCAGUGACAUGUGUGGAAUUUCAUCCGCAUGAAUUCUUGUUGGCUAGUGGAAGUAUGGACAGAUCAGUGCAUUUCUUUGACCUGGAAAGUUUUAACUUAGUGUCUAGCGAGGGAGAAGUGGGAGCUGUCCAAUGUUUGUGCUUCAAUCCAGAUGGGAGUGCUUGUUUGUGGGAACCAGAGACUUUUUGAAAAUUGUUGGAUGGGAGCCAAAUAGGCUGUAUGAUUCAGUGCCUAUGUAUUGGGGUAGAGUCAGUGACAUAUCCACUGCUUCCAAUCAGUUGGUCGGUGCCUCCUUCCACCUGACCAAUGUCCAAGUAUACGUUGUAGAUCUAAAGAAAUGCCGACCGUUCGGCCCUGGUUCGCCAACUGGCUUGACGCCGCCCUCGCUGGUCGACACGCGCGUCAACGUCAACGUCAGCCCGUUCGCUGCCAAUCAGAGCGUGAGGAAAAGCUUCUCGAAGGCGGACCGACCGCCGUCGCUGCGUGAACGCCGCCCACCAGAGGUCAGGACGAUCGAGGAAAGCACGUCAGGGACGGAUCCGGAAGAGGACAAUCAGGCGAAUAUUACGAAUUUGAAGGAUUAUAACGAGAUUUUCAGAGGGAGAGGUCUAAACAGAACGCCACCUCCAGAGCCUUUCCAAGAACCCGAGAGGGAUGAUCCAGAUCCCUCGGAACCGCAGAUUUUAAGCAAUAUAAUAAGUGAUAACUUCGAAGCUCUAUCUUUAGACAAUAAUAUAAACAAUUUUAAGAAUCAUCAUGCUCCAGAUACCAAUCAGUAUUCCAGAUCGAAAUCUAACCUUGACCAAGUGUAUCAUAGUAGAUUAACGAAACAACAGCCCCCAGUGAGAGAUCUUCCUUCCUCAGAAAACCAGACAGAGAACAAUAAUAAGAAUAGCACCAACAAAAAUAGACAAUCCGGUUUUCGGUUGCAGAGACAAAGUAGUUGUAAAGAUGUACCUGAACGGCCUGAUAGAGCCAAUGCCAAAACUAGUAGUAUCAAACAUAGUGUCUCCGAGGCGAAUAUUAACAAAGGAGGCAUCAGUUCUCGGACCUCUUCCCGCAAGAACUCUUUUUCCAGACCAACAGCGACACGCAACUCCAGCGUUCCCAACGUGUCUCGGGUACCGGCCGCUCCUAGAGUGGCUGCCAAACCUCCCAUCCCUCCUGUUGAGUUGUACCUGAGCAGGACGUCUCCAGAGAAGGAGGUGCCUGUUGACGAUGAAGACGAGUUCGUACCGGUGUCUAUUGACAGGCCCGUCGGUUUGGAUCUGGACGAUUUCCUACCUAAAAACCACACAGCUCCAGGCUUCCAACAACAAUUAGCGAACAUGUCGGAGGCUGAGGUGUUAGGCGUAAUCAUCCGAGGACACGAACCAACUACGGGGAUCCUGAACAGCCGAAUUCGGAGUCUGAAACUUGUGAUAGCGCAGUUCCGGACGAAGGACAUGCGAGCUGCCAUCGACACCGCCAUUUCCAUUGACGAUUUAGCCGUUCUGGUUGAUAUGCUUAGCAUCAUCAAGUCCAAAUACUCACUGUGGAACUUGGAUCUAUGCGUAGCGGUAUUACCAAAAAUGUUGGACUUGCUUCAAAGCAAAUAUGAAACGUACAUUACUGUAGGUUGUGAUACACUGAAAUUAGUUUUAAAACACUUUGGACCUGUGAUAAAAAGCAACAUUCAAAGUCCUGUCGGAUCUUUUGGUGUUGAUAUACCGAGAGAGGAGAGGUACCAAAAAUCUGUCAAGUGUCAUGAGAUGCUCAGUCAAAUAAGGUCUUUCAUAGUGAAGAAACAGAGUUUACCAAGCAUAGGAAGUUCGUUCCGCGAAGUGCACGAACUGAUGUGCAACUUCCUGGAUUGACGCCAAAGACUCGGACACGUGACAGGCGUCCUUUACAGAAACAUCAGCGUCCAAGUUGGUGGCGGAUGGUGCGGUGACAUAUCGCUCAGAAGGAGAUUUCCAUGACUCAGACGAAAGUAGAAGCUGAGUGUAUUCUUGUCCACUGUUCUUUUUUGUCGCAUAGGUAACUUUCAGCAAGAAGUUUACAUCUGUCCAGGGCUAUCAAAUAUGCCUAUUCAAACAAGUGAAAUGAACCGUAUACUGUAGUCUAAUCAUAUUACCAAAUGUCCCCGAAAAAGUUGUAAAGUCUGGUUUUAUUGCUGCAAGUUGUUCAAGGGGGUAUUUAAAAAAAAUAUGAACGCCUAAAAUGAGUACACCAAUUUUUGUGGGAAAACUUUUUAUUUGACAACAAAGAAUGAGAAAACGGGUUUUUGGGAUUCUAUGGAAAAUGUUGACAGGAACGAAAACACUUUUCAUAUAAGAUUCUUAGGUAUUCAUGAGACCUACACGUAAAAAGAUCCGGCUAAUAGCAAAAAUGUUAUGGCCGAAAAACGGGGUAAAAUGCAGGUUUUGCUUCUACACAAAUUGAAACAUUUCGUAUUUGUGAGUAAUUGAACAAAUGCGCUACGAUAUUCGAAAAACAUACGUUAUUAUACACAUUUUAAAACAAAGCUGUUGUGUAUAUCAUCUUUUGUUGCGAAUUACUCACAAAUACGAAAUAUUUGAAUUUGUAUAGAAGAAACAACGUAAGCUUUGAUUUUCACAUAAAAAUAACAUGUAUCUUUCGGAAUGGUUUGUGAUUCAUAUCGGGAAGGUAAACACGUGUAUUUUGCUAUUAAAUGCUCUUCGAAGGAACCCUCUAUAUUGCUCAAUAAACUAGUAGUGAUGACCGAAAAACAGGUGUUUUGGGAUAAACAAUUGGAAAUUUUCAAAAAACUACUUGACCAAUAUACUCUAAUUUUGGUCUUGUUAUUUAGAUGUAUGAAUCCUACGAAGAAUUUCAAAUAUUUGCGAGAAACCAUCAUCGCAUUACCACCAAGUGUCAAAACCUGCACGUUGCCUCGGUUUUCGGCCAUAUCUUUUUUGCUAUUAGUCGGAUCUUUUUACGUGUGAUCUCAAUUUGUAGGUCUCAUAAAUAUCUAAAAAUUGGUGUUAGACUAUCGGACUGUCAGAUUCUCACGACACCAUAAGUUGAAAGUAGAAACUCGAAUCUUUUUGCGGUAUAUAGGGCGUCUAGAAUCAACUGCGUCCUUCUAUUUGGCAUAAAUAAAUCAAAUGAGAAAUAGUGACGAGACGUCAAGUGAAUGUCGGUGUCCCCAAGUUAGGGCUCCAUCAGGUCAUUUAACUCAACCAAAAAACUAGUGAACACUAUCUGAAAGUAUCACAGCAACUUCUUCAUGUUGGCAAUUUUAAUAAGAAUCGAGCUAAAAUGGUGGACAGGAAUACCUCUUUAUGGUGCUAUGGAAGGGAGAGAGAGAAAAAUCGACUAACAUCUGGAUGAAGAGGAUACGACAAUGCUUAAGGCUGUGGUAUAAGGGGGAAGCUGGAUGAUUUGAGGGAUAAUACAAAGUGGGUCCAGGAUGUAUUGUGUACGAACUAAGACUAUGCGAAACUUGAAACAUUCGCGUGUCAAUCUUCCGGCACAUAUUUUACAAACGAAGUAGUUUUUUAGCUAGAACUAAAUGUUUUAUCUUCAAACAAUCAACAAAUCAAUUUCUAAUCCUUAUAGGAACGGAUAAAAAUGCAGAGCACUUAAAAUAAAGAGAAAUUUUAUAUGAAUACAUGGUACGACCACAGAAUAGUUAUACCAAGUGAGGCAGCUUCGCCUCGUAAGGAAGAGUAUCGUAAAAAAGGGAAUUUGUUUGUUAUCUCACUGUUGAACUGCCCCACUUUAGUCGAAUUAUUUUAACUCGUAGAACUCGCACUAUAGCGCGGCAAAGUUGCGAAUCUCCCCAGAUUAUAUCUGCUAUUCUUUUCUUUCUCUCGUGCAUAUCGAACUUCUAACAAACAUUUUUAAUGAGAGGAAUCAGGAUUGAAGAUAAAAUUAUUGUAAAGAAAACAUGUAAGCUUACAAACAUACACAGCUUCAAAGAUUUUAUCGCCAAUGGAUAAGCCUUCCACAUUUAUGCUUGUUACUGUCAGUGUGACAAGUUGCUUGUAAUGGGCGUGUGAUUUAAGUUCACCACUUGUUGAUCUCAGUAUUUAUGUUUUGGAGAAAAAUUUCAAAGAAAGUUAAGAACAUGUGGAACCAACUUUUGACGAUAUUACAUCUAAACCUAAGAAAUUCUGAAAUAUUGUGACUCGUAUGGCAAAGUUGUUUUUUACUGUUCUUAUUCACUUUUCAUUUUUGUCUAGGGUCUUUAUGGUUUUAGAUUAUCUUAUUGCUCAUAAAAAUUUAGAAGUUCCAACGUUUUGGCAUGCUUGUAAAUGUCAAGUUUCGCAUAGUACUGUUCCUUGAUUGAGUUUGUAUUCGGAAUUGAGAGGUUGAGAUUAAACUGCAUCAAUGCUCUCUUAACGUUUUAAAACAAAAAUGGUGCAUGCGAGGUCUCAGCUGAUAUCAUUCAAGUAGAUUUUGGAAGAUUUAGAAAAGUUUAAAUUAAUUUUAGUGUGUUUGUUCUGAGUAUGCUGUUCAUAAUUUCAACAAAAACUGAUUUAAGUAGCAGACAUGAGAGAGGUCCCAGUAACUUUCCUGCUAAUCAGACGUUGAUCGUCAAUAAGGUUUUCAGAGUCAAGUUGCCCUAAAAUGGUGGUUUAACGUUAACCAGAAGACCAUCACUGGCCUAAGUGGAAGUUAUUUUGACGCGAAACGCACUGAACACAAUAGCUGAGAUGCAAAAGUAAUGUUGUCGCUGCUAGCCGACCAGAACUUGAAAAACGAAUUUUCGAACUACUGGUAGUUAACUUCCAAAUAAAGGGGUAAGAACCAAAAAGAUGUAAGUGCCGUUAUGCUUGUCUGGAAAUAUUCAGAUAUGUUGAUUAUUAAUUGUAAAAUUUGUAAAAACAUUUCAUAUGGGGUUUUUAACCCUCAACCUACCAUGUGAGUCAUCUGGACGCAAAUCACAGACCACUAACUGGGCAGAUAGUAAAACAAGUUAUUUUUUCGAAAUAAUUUAUUAUUGUUAUGUAUAAAGCAAUAUGGAUCCUACUAAUACAUGUAAAGGAGGAAAAACGGUUUGUUUCUAAAUUGGUUUCUGACAACAACAAAUAUCUGGAAAACUAUAUCGUAACUUGACCUAAUUAAACAUGUAUUCUUAAAAGCUCACGAAAAAAAACAUUAGCGACCUAAGUAGGAAAAUGUGUCUGAAACAUUUUUUAGGAACCUAAGCUAUUGAACUCAAAGGAAAAUAACACUGAAAUGCUCCUCUAGCAGAAACUAAUCAACCGUCUUUUUUGCGCAUGUAUUGCAUAGAGGCUUUGAUCACUGCAAGCAAAUCGCCCGUCUACACUGCACACAGAGAUACUUUGUCUUGCGAUCUUUUGCUGCAGGACACAAAUAGCAUGCUUUACGUGUUGUAAGCAAAAGCUCCCCUUCAUUCUGUGUUUCGUUUGUUUCCGGUAGCCUCAAUAUUGCUGCGUAUUUCACGAGGCACUCGGAUCAUUUGCUAGUCUUCUUUCCAUAUUUUAUCGAACUAAUUCAGCAGCCAGUUGUUUUGCAAAUACUGAUUUAUCUUUUAUCACCUCAUUGUCUUUGAAAGCUUGAUGUAAAAUAAAUGAAUUUACAAUAGAUACAUCAAGAAUACGGAAGAAUAUUGCAAGCGGCCAUCUACGUGUUCGCCGGCUUGUCGAACUUUUCGAGCAUUUCUCGUCGAGUGUAUCUACACCGCCUUUGGUCCGGUUAUAAAAACAAAUUAUUUCUGGCUUUUGGGUUUCAGGGUCGGUGUAGCGCCUAUUGUGUAUGGAAGAAACUAAUAGUGUUGCUUUUCCUUUCUUUCCCACAUAAGAAACCAAAGUCAUAUCUUCACGAAAUCCAUACAACGAUGAUCCUUCUUUUCUUUUCUUGUUUGGUAAGAAUUCUGUUGGUACUUCUCGUUUAUUUUUCUUUAGUGUACCUACGGAAGUUAGUCCAUUUUUCAUUAGCAGGUCAACAAGUUCUAUAGAGCUGAACCAAUUGUCAGCAGUUAUAUUUCUGUUACUUCCGAAAAGAGGUUUUGCAAGACACAUCAAUGAUUGUGUCGGCUUAGAAAAUCUUCUUUCUUCUGCAGGCAACCCAAAGCCAUCAGCGUAUUUACCAGUAUAUAUGUAGGCAUUGUAGAGAUAACUAGUUCUGGCGCCUGUAAGGCACAUCACCUUUAUCCCGUAUUUACAGAGCUUAUUAGGCAUAUACAUUUUGAAAUGGACACGUCCUCUGAAACUAACAAGCAUUUCGUCAAUGGUUAGUGACUCCUCUAUACCAUAACAAUUUUGGCAAUUUUCAAUAAAUUCAUAAAAUAUUUCCGAAAUUGCUGCCGCUGGGUCUUCUUUUUUACGAAUCGAUCUUGUAGCUGGGUCAUCAAAACGCGAAGCAAUCAAAAGAUGCAAAUCGAUUCCGGCUCAUUAUGCUUUAUUUAAAAAAUCGCUUAGACCCCUUUUUUAUUUUUAUUUUUUGUAGAAAAAUAUUAUUUUUUUUAACAGGUUUAGCGCCAGGGCACACACCGGUGUCUGCUGUGAGGUUCUCCGACUGGGCCAUGGCAUACACCGGUGUCUGCUCCCGCUUCGCAACUUUAUCGGCUUGGCACGGCCAAGCAGACACGCUCUUAUGUAUUUCAUUAUAACGUUAACAAUUGUUUUAAUUUUUUUGUUACAAAAAGCCUUAAGUUGUGUAAGUGGUCAUUUAUU